Messenger RNA from Daphnia magna, 2001 nucleotides. RefSeq names its product FMRFamide receptor. Gene Ontology annotation, molecular function: G protein-coupled receptor activity. The transcript has 8 exons. Bases 209 to 1690 code for a protein of 493 amino acids. Lineage: Eukaryota; Metazoa; Arthropoda; Branchiopoda; Diplostraca; Daphniidae. The record is from RefSeq and is a predicted model, not a curated record. Gene Ontology annotation, biological process: G protein-coupled receptor signaling pathway. Gene Ontology annotation, cellular component: membrane.
UGUUGUGAGCCAAGUGAACACGGAGUUAGAAGUUCACUACCCUCUUUAAGUUGGCGCUUGGCCAGUAUUUAAAAAUCUUCAGCGGAAAUAAUAGUUUUUACUUCGUUGUGCAGUUUUCGCCGUUUUUUUCAUUAACUCUGAUCGAAUUAUGGUGUUGUAGUGACAAAAAAGAUUACUUAUGAUACUCGGCUGAUUGAAACUCAGGACGAUGGACGAGACUAUGGCAACUAGCCGAGAUGCUUCGUUUCUUCAACUUCAUAACAACAGCAGGGAGGAAAACGGGAUCCUCACAUCUGCCAGUGAUUCAACAGAGAUGGCUGGCUUUUAUCAAAGCUUUCCCCAUUGUGUUCUGCCGAACGUUUCCGUAUCCAACAUAUCCGAGUCGGAGAAAUUGUAUUUCCCUCUCUUCGAGUUUGUCAUCAGUUUGGUACUGUUGGUCGUCGUGGCUCUUCCGGGACUCGUGGGAAACUUUAUUUCCAUUUUUAUUCUCUCUCGGCCUCAAAUGAGAACUUCUUUAAACGUCAUCCUUAUCGGCUUGGCCAGUUUUGAUUCUAUUCUACUGCUCACAUCGAUUUUGCUGUUUGUUGUCCCAUCAAUUUACACGUAUAGUGGCGUUGGUGAGUUUUACUACCGUCACAUUCACCCACUUAUAACGCCCUACACGUUCGUGCUGGGCACAACUGCUCAGACAAGUUCUGUUUAUCUUACUCUUACUGUGACGGUUGAACGCUACAUUGCCGUAUGUCAUCCACUUCGUGCCCGAGCGUGGUGCACUUGCAAACGUGGACGAAUGGCUGUGAUCAUCAUUGGAAUUGGUUCCCUUUUAUACAACUUACCUCGUUUCUUCGAAGUAGAGCGAUGUCUCUACCUAGACAACGAGUUGGGUGAAUCGUGGAUUAUUCUCAUCCCUUCAAAUCUGCGAAAUGAUAAAACUUACAUCACCGGCUACAUCGUGACCCUCUAUUUCCUCAUCAUGAAUUUUGUUCCAUUUACUUCACUGGCAAUACUAAAUGGAGCCAUUUACAAACAGGUACGGAAAGCAAAUCGCGAGCGCUCUUUGCUUACCAAUUCACAAAAGAGGGAAAUUGGUUUAGCAACAAUGUUACUCUGCGUCGUGGCUGUCUUCUUCAUAUUCAAUAUCUUGGCUAUGGUCGUCAACAUUUUCGAAGUAGCCAAUAUCCUUGUGGACGAAAUGACACGUGUCAGCAAUCUACUCGUUUCAGUCAAUUCGUCCGUCAACUUUGUGAUUUAUUGCAUCUUUGGAGACAAAUUUCAGCGCCUAUUUCUACGCUAUUUCUGCUACUGCUAUUGCUGCUGCAGGCGAAGGCACCCGCAAUCCGGGAGAAGCUCGCCUGACAAUCCGGACAAUUCCGUUUCUAUGGGCACCAAUCCAGGAGAUGUCCACCGAGUUUCCACGUUCUCCACUCGGUCUAAUGUCACGCCAGGCCGAUUGUUAUCGAUCUCUCGUCUGCCUGUGCAUACCGUUCGCUCAAAUGGAAACAUAAACGGAUACAUCUGUUCGGCAAACAGAGGAAGCGGUAUAAGUAGUAUCUCAACAGCUUCUCGUUCUACGUCUGAUUGUACUGGGCAGCUCUAUCGGUCGGCCAAUCGACAUCAAUCUUCAACGCCUCGGCCCAGCAUUCAAUACGACAGGAACACGUACAACAGAGCUAAACUUUCCAACGCUUAGGGCUUCUACACCAGGAAAUAGUUUAAUCUUAUAAAUGUUUAUCACUGGAGCAUCUCUAGGUUACGUUCACGAGACAAGGUCUUCCUAUUUAUUUUGAACGAUCAAUCACGAUCUUUGCCAUAUUGUCCAUAUAAUAGUUUGGCUAUCCUAAAUACGCGAAUGGGAGAGAAAAGAAUGAACAAAUGUAUUUAAUUCAACAUAAAAAUUAUUUGGUAAAAAUCCUAAUCGAUGGAGACGUUGUUGCUAUAGACACAUGCAUUCAUUCCAUGUACACACACCCCGCAUUGAAAAUACAAAUACUUAUGCCUGUC